AUGGCUCUUGAAUAUGUUGCUACCGAAAUGAGCAUAAAAGCCGAAACCAACUCGAAAUUAGUUCAAAGGAUUGCAAAUAUCGAAGAUGGUCAGGAUGUUCUAGCGAAGAACAAGUUAAAGUUGCAACACCUUUCGACACGGUUAGGUGAAUCAUCAAUUUAUUUUAAUUCUUUAGAUGCCAAUAAAGCAAAACUCUACCAUGGUAUCAUAGAGUUGCUGAGAAAACGAAAUGAAAAGAAGCACAACCUAGAGGACAAGCAAGACCAAAUAAACAGUGAUGGUAACGUAAACUGGUUGAAAGAGUUCAGAUAUAUAGGCGAUACAGAGAAACGAGUAGCAGAUCAACAGCAAUUACAGCAACUGCAGAAACAAAUACUAAAGCAACAACAGGAGCAAUUACUGCGCCAACAAGGAAAAAGGAAACAACAACAGAAGCUGCAGGAAGAAGAACAAAAACAAAAAUACCUAGUGGACCUACAGCAAAUGAUGUUGCAACUUCUGCAAAAACAAAAGCAAUUAAAGAAAGACAGAGAGAAAAAAUUACUUGAACUACAGUUCCUUCUUUUACAACAACGUCAAAUAGAGAAACUGCAACUACAAUAUCAACAAAACAAUUAG
This is a messenger RNA of Hydractinia symbiolongicarpus, 618 nucleotides long. Its product is annotated as UPF0746 protein DDB_G0281095-like. The transcript has 3 exons. The record is from RefSeq and is a predicted model, not a curated record. Bases 1 to 618 code for a protein of 205 amino acids. NCBI's taxonomy places the organism in Eukaryota, Metazoa, Cnidaria, Hydrozoa, Anthoathecata, Hydractiniidae.